Molecule: messenger RNA, 1304 nt
Organism: Aspergillus pseudonomiae
Lineage: Eukaryota; Fungi; Ascomycota; Eurotiomycetes; Eurotiales; Aspergillaceae
Exons: 4
Coding region: 229-1212 (327 amino acids)
Source: RefSeq, a predicted model, not a curated record
UGACAAUCCGCCGAGUGUGUAAACGACGAUCUGAAUACGGAGUACACUCUGAAUAUGCUGGCAAAUGAAGUUCAUAGGAGAUCCUCGGCACGCAGAUCUCCAUAUCCCUACUAGGGGGCGGCGAACAAUGGAGUUUCGCCGAAAUGCAUAUAAAAAUUGCCACACCACCCAGAGAGAUGAUGGCCGGAGAUUCCUCGUAGACUACCACAGACCUCACACCAUCUCACAAUGCAGUUGUACAAGCUCUUCGCCGUCCUGGCAGCCCUGCAGCCGGCUCUUGCCAAGAGCCUUAUUGACUUCUCUGCGGCUCGCAGCGAUAACCCCUCUGUCCUGGGCAUCCGCAACCUCGAAUCGGUGCGCGGUACUAAACCCAAGGAUAACACCAAUGACCUCUACAUCAAGUUGGAUAAGGACCCAAAGGGCACUCCUGCGCUGCACUUCCACCGCAAGAAGGACAACAUCCGGGCCGAGUACCACGCCUUACAGAAUCAGAUUAAGGCCGACCAGACCUAUUACAUUGGCUACAAGUUUUCCCUGGGAGCCAUUCAGCAGAGUCUGAUGAUCUGGCAAUUCAAGGAAUACUCUGCCAAUAACGACAAGGCCGGCGGUGCUAACAUCCCUCUCUCUUUGGAAUUCAAGAGCGGUAAACUGAAUCUCCAGUACCAAGCGUCCAGCUCUGCGAAGCGUGAGUCUCAGUGGUCCAAGGAAUUGAAAACCGACACCGUCUACUCCAUCGGACUCGUGAUCAACACCGCCCGUCCCGGGUGGGUUGAGCUCUACUUCGAUGGCGAGCAGCAGACCUUCGGCUCCGGCAACAAGAGGCUGAAGGCCAACACAUUCCCCGGCAAGGCGGAGCCCAAGUUCGGCGCUUACCGUGGCGAGGAAGUGCAAAUCGACACCUAUGUCUACAACGUCCAGAUCGGAACUUCCCUUGAUGAUAUCAAGGAGGCUGCUGGACUGGGCUCGUCUCCUAAGCCCACUGCUACUUCUAACCCCACCCCUUCGCCUUCCUGCUCCUGGGUGGGUCACUGCGAGGGUGCUUCCUGCACCAACGAGAAUGACUGCUCCGACGAGCUCGUCUGCAAUAACGGAAAGUGCACCUCUGGUUCAGCUCCGUCUUGCUCUUGGGAGGGUCACUGUGCUGGCGCGAAGUGCAGCUCUCAUGAUGACUGCUCCGAUGCCCUUGCUUGCACCAAUGGUGUCUGUGCCUAAUCCGUGUAUAUCAGGAUCUAUUUGUUUGCCCCUCGUUGGGGUGAGUAUUUCAUGGUUUGUCAUGGAUAGAAUACAGUAUACUAUCGAACCAA